GUUCCACAGUGUAAUGGUAUACAUUUAUUAUUUAUAAUAACAAUUAUUGACAACAAUAGUCAAUAACGAAUAUAUUUUUGUAAUAAUGUCUAAUGUAGACAUAGUGGAUAUAGUGAAUAGUGAUGUCAUUUGUUGACUCUGUUUUCUAAGUUCUAAUAGUAGACGGUGGUAUUGUACUCAGUAGUAUUCGAUUCAUUAUUAUGAUUAUUUUGUUUUGUACCUCUUAGAUAAUAUUAUUUUUUUUUUCAAACCAUUUUAAUAGUUUCUCGUUGUAUAAGUGUGAACUGUAAGUUCUCUGCACAUUAAGUUUUUGUUUGGUGUCAGUAUUAUUUUGGUUUUAAAUUUUUUACACCACAACACUUUCUCUUUGCUCCGUCAAUUAUACAAAUUUUAAAAAUAUCCUCUUUGUAACUACCUAUUCUAGAAAUGGCAGACUUAUCCUAUAUACUACCUGUGCUGUUACUACUGACUGCCACAUUGACUCACUUUUGCUUGCAUAGAGUUGAUGAAGGGCAUGUGGCUGUCUACUAUAGGGGUGGAGCAUUAUUAUCCCAAAUUAGUUAUCCUGGUUACCACAUCAUGAUGCCCUUCCUAACAACUUUUCGGUCUGUACAAGUUACACUUCAAACAGAUGAAGUAAAAAAUGUUCCUUGUGGUACAAGUGGUGGUGUAAUGAUUUAUUUUGAUAGAAUUGAAGUUGUCAAUAUUCUAAAUGCUUCUAGUGUUUUUGAUAUUGUUAAGAAUUAUACUGCAGAUUACGACAAAACAUUGAUAUUUAAUAAAGUACACCAUGAACUUAAUCAGUUCUGCAGUGUUCAUAAUUUACAUGAAGUGUACAUAGAUCUAUUUGAUCAAAUCGAUGAAAAUCUUAAAGUGGCAUUACAAAAAGAUUUAACAGAAAUGGCUCCUGGACUCAAAGUACAUGCUGUACGUGUUACUAAACCUAAAAUACCAGAGACAAUACGCAAAAAUUAUGAAAUCAUGGAAGCAGAAAAAACUAAACUGCUCAUUGCUGAACAAAGACAAAAAGUUGUUGAAAAAGAAGCAGAAACGGAACGUAAACGUGCUAUUAUAGAAGCUGAAAAACAAGCACAAGUAUCAAAAAUUGAAUUUGAACAGAAAAUUAUGGAAAAAGAAUCUAUUAAACAGAUAUCUGUAAUAGAAGAUACAAUUCAUUUGGAUAAAGAAAAGAGUGCAGCAGAUGCCGAAUUUUACCGUAUUAAAAUGCAAGCCGAUUCUAAUAAGUUAUUACUAACUAAAGAAUAUUUAGAAAUGAAACGCAUUGAAUCAUUAGGAAAUAAUACAAAACUUUAUUAUGGACCAGAUCUCCCCAAAAUUUUCAUGCAGCAAUAUAAUCCGUUAUAAAAAAUAUUAAUUCAAGUUGAACGGAAUUUUUGAUAUAUAAAUAUUAAAUUGUAAGAACUAAAAAUAUAUCUCAAAAGUUCAGCUAGUGUUACAUUGUUACUAGUCAAUUUCCUGUUUAAAAUAGUUUCUUAUUUAAAUAAAUUAGUCAUCUAAUUUAAUGAAAAGUAAAUAAACCAAAUGUUUAAUUAUUAAGACUUGCAUGUAAUAUUAUGUAUAUAGUAUAUGUUUAUAAUUUAUAUACAUAAAAAAUAUAUAUUUUUAGUUUUUAACUAUUAUAGACUUGAAAAUAGAAUAUCACUUUCAAAGUCGUAUAAAAUUUACAUUGGCUAAUUUCUUCAUGUAUUAAAAUCACAAGAAUUAAAUGUUACUUAAAAUUAAAAAUUUAAAACCACUUAUAUUGCAUAACUUUAAAAUUGUAUAAUAAACAAUUGCAAGUUUUUGAUUUAUUUUAUUAUAUUGUGUAAUCUUUAAUUCAUUGUUUUGGCAAAUUAUGAAUAUUUCUGUUCGGUAGCAAGCUGAGAAACUGUACAAUUACAUAAUAUGUAACAUAUUAAAACAUUGAUUUUUGGAAAAAAUUUUCUGAAUUAAGUAAUUUAACUAUAAGUAACUAAGAUAACAAAUGUAUAUAUCUACGAAAAAAUAGUAUAAGCGAUUGGUAAUUAAAUUUAAAAGCAACGACAGAUAAUUUUACUGGAAACGUUGCUUCUGAUCUGGAAUCAAUUACGAAAUAUGGAAAAUAAAAAAUAAUAAAUCAAAGAUUUUAAUUUACAUUUGUAAGAACCACCCUAAUCUAUAGUGCUUAUAAAUGUAAACGCAUGUAUUUUGUAUGAAUUAAUAACAAUUAUUACAUAAUCAAUGUUUAAACUUUAUUAUAAAAAUUAAAUCAUAGUAAAUACUAAAUUUACAAUUUAGGUAAUCUAGCAUAUAAGCCAGAUAAGAUAUUGUAUAUUUAUUUUAAAAAUGUGUAGAGGUACCCACUUUUUAUUAAAAAUAUCAGCUGGUAAAAUUACAUAAGAACAAACGGAUGUAUUAUCAUAUAACAGAGCAAAAUUAAAAUACUUUUCACACAUUGAAUAAUA
Molecule: messenger RNA, 2444 nt
Organism: Acyrthosiphon pisum (pea aphid)
Lineage: Eukaryota; Metazoa; Arthropoda; Insecta; Hemiptera; Aphididae
Product: erlin-1
Exons: 7
Coding region: 427-1365 (312 amino acids)
Biological process (GO): SREBP signaling pathway
Cellular component (GO): endoplasmic reticulum; endoplasmic reticulum membrane
Molecular function (GO): ubiquitin protein ligase binding; cholesterol binding
Source: RefSeq, a predicted model, not a curated record